GGCCCUCAGUGUCAAGUCCAUUCCCUUUCCCUCCUCAAAAUUUGCAUUUAGUCAGUCAGUCAGUCACAUUCCUUUUCAAUUUUCCGGCGAAAACUCUCUACUAGAUAGAUGUCCGACGAAGAGCCGGAGCUCAGUCUCAAGCAGAAGACGGAGAUCGCCAAAUGGUUCCUUCUUAAUGCUCCUGCUGGCGAAAUACAAUACGUCGCAAAAGACCUUCGAUCUGUUCUGGAUGACGAUGAUGUGUAUAACACGGCGGCAUCGGAAGCAUUUCCUUUGUAUAAUAGAUCUCACAUGAUAUGCCUGAAAAUGCCUGGAAGUAGCGGUGAUGAGGUCCUUAUCACGUCAUAUAGUCAGCUUACAGAGGAUGAAUAUCUUGAUCCUAGGACUGCACAAGUUUCUAAAGUCGAUCAUAUUAAGCAAGUUUGCACAAAGGUGAGACCAGCAAGUGAUGAAGAGCUUCCCUCACCAUAUGUUGAGGAGUAUCGAUGUGCACUUGAUGAAGAAGUAAUGAGAUAUGUUAGUGAAGCUUAUCCAAAAGGUGUUUGUUCCGUUUAUUGUGGGAAGGGAAAAGACGUGGAAGAACCAGGAUCUGAUUUUGAGUUUGUUGUGGUCAUUUCAGCUAGUCGACACAGUCCUCAGAAUUUCUGCAAUGGGAGCUGGCGAUCAGUGUGGAACAUUGAGUUUAAGGAUGAAGCGCAACUGAUUGAGGUUCGAGGCAAAUGGCAAGUGGGAGCACACUAUUUUGAAGAGGGAAACGUCCAAUUAGAUGCAGAACAUGAAUGCAAGGAUUCAACUCUAUUUCAGUCCCCUGAUGAUACCGCAAUUUCCUUGAGCAAUAUUAUCCGACACCAUGAGACAGAAUACCUUACUGCUCUUCAGGGUUCUUACUCAGAUUUACCAGAUACCACAUUUAAGGAUCUUCGGAGGAAACUUCCAGUAACUCGAACUCUCUUCCCAUGGCACAACACCUUGCAAUUUAGCCUAACUAAAGAUAUCUCAAGAGAACUUGGGAUUGAAAAGUAGUGUUUUUCCCAAACUGAAGAUUUUUGUGCCUUUUCUGUAUUAUUUAUUUUUGUUAUUAGUUUUUCUAUUCUCAGUUGGAAAUGGUAUAAUUUGUAAAGAGGGAUCUUUAAUAUAUUGGAGUCUAUUUGUGAAUC
Messenger RNA from Impatiens glandulifera, 1157 nucleotides. RefSeq names its product F-actin-capping protein subunit alpha. NCBI's taxonomy places the organism in Eukaryota, Viridiplantae, Streptophyta, Magnoliopsida, Ericales, Balsaminaceae. The record is from RefSeq and is a predicted model, not a curated record. Gene Ontology annotation, cellular component: F-actin capping protein complex; actin cortical patch. The transcript is spliced from 10 exons. Gene Ontology annotation, molecular function: actin filament binding. The coding region runs from base 109 to 1023 and encodes 304 amino acids. Gene Ontology annotation, biological process: actin cytoskeleton organization; barbed-end actin filament capping.